AUGGCUAUCCACUACAGUAUCCACAACCACCGUCCACAUGACGAAGUCGCUCGCAGGAUCUCGAAAGCCAGUCAAGCCUUCGGUCGCCUCCAGAGCACAGUUUGGAAUCGCCAUGGUCUUCAACUGAGCACGAAGCUGAAAAUGUACAUGGCUGUCAUCCUGCCGACGCUGCUUUACGGAGCGGAGACUUGGACGGGAAUCCUCAGCAUCUACACCAUGCUGAGACAAAUGCUGCUGCGCUGGAGCGGCCACCUGGUGCAAAUGGACGACGAGCGACUACCCAAACGACUCUUCUACGGAGACGUCGCGAGGGGUUCUCGCCGUCAAGGAUACCAAAUUCGCCGAUACAAGGAUGCCCUGAUGUCCUCCCUGAAGCGUCUAAAAAUCAGCCCGACCAACUGGGAAGAGCUCGCCCUCGACCGACUGACCUGGAGGAGGAGAGUGAAAACAGGCGCUGUAAUCUACGAAGCCAACCGCAUCGCUGCCGCCAAAGUGAAACGCGUAGCACGCAAAUCGCAACUACGCCCAAUAUGCAACGCCAACGCACAACCGCUUUCAACGGGUCCUCGAUGUCAACGGACAUUCCGGGCGCGAAUUGGCCUUGUUGGACAUCCUGGGAUCAACUGCACCUCUCGGACCGCACCAACAGUCGUCCCUCCGCCCGCCUCUGACUACUCUAUUGACACGCCAUCUCUAACCUCCUCCUCCUCCUCCUCCUCCUCCUCCUCCUCCACUGCCCAAUCUACGGCCACUCUGGCGGCCGUCACGCACGACAACACCGCACACAACCCUGUCACCACAACAGACACCACCCAUCCAAACCCGACUACAGAAGUGAGGACCAGGACUACACAUGCCCUCACUGCGAACUCACCUUCACCUUACACAUCGGCCUAG
Spirometra erinaceieuropaei is the source of this 897-nucleotide messenger RNA. Lineage: Eukaryota; Metazoa; Platyhelminthes; Cestoda; Diphyllobothriidea; Diphyllobothriidae. The record is from the annotation of a GenBank genome assembly.